AGAAAACCGGGGAUCCAAGUCGCUUUCCGGAAGACAUUGAAAACUUGGUUGAUAUAAAGGGAAUUUUCAAAAUACAGCUAAGGAAGAAGAAAGGUGAGGAAAAUGCCUAUAAUGAUGGGAUUUCUCUAGGGGUAGUCAGCAUCAUAAGAGAUCCUAAUGUUAUCUCAAUGUAUGAGAAGAAAGAGCACUUGGAAACUAAUGAAAUUGAUGAGAGUACACCAGAAAAGAUUGGUUCAAAUGCAAAUUUAGCAGAAACCUCCAUCAGAGAAAAAUCAACUGUCAGUAAGGGCAAGGGGAAACGAAUUUCGGCAGAAAAGGAGGUUUCUGCACCAAUUGAGCUUCCCGACACACCUACGGAAUGUACCCAAAGGGAGGUCAAUGUUGAAUUAAAUGAAGAGGUCAAAAGAAACUUGAAUGAUGAAUUUUCAAGCACUGGGAAUGGCAAGAAGCUGAAGAUCAAAAUCAAACAGGAACCGCUCUAGAGCGGGUUCAGUUCAUGAAUAACAUUGAUGAUAUUUUGUUGGCACCUACUAUUGUGUUUAUUGUUAUUUGAAAACAGUUUCAUGCACAGGACGUAUGCCUUCUCUUUUUGGGAUAACUGAAAACUGUGUAACAGACCAUUAAAC
Messenger RNA from Cuscuta europaea, 626 nucleotides. The record is from the annotation of a GenBank genome assembly. Lineage: Eukaryota; Viridiplantae; Streptophyta; Magnoliopsida; Solanales; Convolvulaceae.